This is a messenger RNA of Aspergillus welwitschiae, 1010 nucleotides long. RefSeq lists its product as uncharacterized. NCBI's taxonomy places the organism in Eukaryota, Fungi, Ascomycota, Eurotiomycetes, Eurotiales, Aspergillaceae. The record is from RefSeq and is a predicted model, not a curated record. The transcript has a single exon. Bases 547 to 1002 code for a protein of 151 amino acids.
ACGAUUUUCCGCGCCAGUGAGCUUUGCCGGUUCCAGAACCGCGGAGAGAAGACGCAGUCCUCACUUUGCGACAAGAGGAGUGUUUUGCACUCUCUCGCGACAUACCCUGACCUUUAGUCCAAUCAUCCAUCCAUACCACCUCACAUCUCCAGAGCCGAACACAACCACAAUACCCUCCAUCCGCCAUGGACGACCUCCAGUCGCUGGAGCUCUUUUCGCUCGUGUCGCGGAUCACGAGCGAAAUCCAGAACCAUCUCGGCGUCAACGACAAAACAUUGGCGGAAUUCGUCAUCGACCAGCACCUAAAAUGCGGCUCAUUUGCGGAUUUCAGCAAGAGCAUGGAGGAGAUGGGCGCGGAGUUCCCUCGGAGUUUGCUGGAGAGUAUUGAUCGUCUGGUGCUCACAAUGCAUCCGAAGUAUAAGUCGAAGAAGACGGAAACGACGAAUACCUCGGCCGGUGAUGAUGAUAUGGAUGUUCUGGAUGCUUUAGAGAAGAAAGCGCGUGUGUUCAAGGGAUUGGCCGUGCCGGAUAAGGUUCAGCAGUGGGAUGAGGAGGAUGUCGAGGAGGGCGAUGCGAAGGCUGAUGCUAUGGAUGAUACGUUUGCUAUGCUGGAGGGAUUGGCGGGUAAAGCACGUCAGGAGAAACCUGCCCCGGCGCUACAGUCAUCGUCAAGAAAUGACCGCGGUAGUACUAGGAAGCGCAGCAGAAGCCCCGAUUACGAUGAUCACCGACGUGGACGCAGACGUCAUGAUAGGUACCGGUCUCGGUCGCGAUCGCACAGUCCUCGAUAUAGCAGGAAGGGUGGUGAUGAUGAGGUGGAUGAAUUUGGCCGGUCAAAGAGUAAAUACAGCAGCAGGGAUGAUUAUCGCAAUGGACACAGUGAGCGGAAGAGUCGUCGGGACCGCGAUGAGGAUGGCGAGUAUUUCCGGAAACCGCCGCCUGUGGAGUUGGAUGAUCAGCCGGUGCUAUACAAGGUCUACGAUGGUCGUGUCACGGGAGUGAAGGACUUU